GCAGACAUAAAAUCAUAAAAUGCUGAAAAAUGAGUGGUGAGCCUUGAUGGAUGAAGUGAAGUGAACGCCGCCAGCCACUCAGCCAGCCAGCCAACCAGCCAGACACCGGGGCAAUGUUUGUUUACCUUGUGCUCGCUUGCCACUUUUGAAGCCCGGCUACUGCAUUUUUACCUGAUUUUUACCGUGAGAGAUGGCAGAGGCCACAGCCAAGGGUGCCUGCUCUCCACCCACCAAGAAGCAGCGCACAGAUGACUGCAGUGACGCUGUGGACAGCACCACUGACCAGGGCUGUGUUGGGGACCGUGACCCACACUUCCUCACCAGCUUUAAAGACUUUGAGGUGGUGCGGGUCCUCAACAAUGACGAGGAGCGCAAGUCGGUGGUGGUAGAGUGUCAGAUCAAAGGCAGAGAAGGUGUUGCUGUCGCUCAGUUGCAGAAGCUGCCAUUCAACGCACAGAAGCUUGGAGACAUUCUGAGUAGUGGCACAACUCUCAAGACACUCUUCCAGAAUGACAUCUACUACAACAAGACAGCCCUGGUACCUCCUGAUCUUAAUGAGAUGAAGGCCACUGUCAUCUACCCAGCCGAGAAGAAACACAUCCUGCGCUAUGAGAAGCAGCCGUCAUCGUUCAUCCAGGAGACGCCUCGCCUGUUCCGGGAAGUCACCAAGCGCUUCAUUGAAACAUCAUCCUUCAGCAAGGAGUGGAUAUACAACAUCCUGGACCACAAGAAGGAGGUGGACCGCAUUGUGUUCGAGGAUCCUGAUCCUGACAUAGGCUUCAUCCUUGUGCCGGACCUCAAGUGGACCGGGGAGCAGAUGGAAGACCUCUACCUGCAGGCCAUCGUGAGGCGCAGAGACAUCACCUGCCUCAGGGAGCUGGAUGCCUCACACCUGCCCCUGCUCAGGAAUGUGCUGGAGAAAGGCUCAACAGCCAUCAAAGAGAAGUAUGGUAUUCCUGCUCACAAGCUGAGGGUGUACCUGCAUUACCUGCCAUCCUUCUACCACCUUCAUGUACACUUCUCUGCCCUCUCCUUUGAGGCUCCAGGGACCUGGGCAGGGAAAGCUCACUUGCUUUCCUCUGUCAUCAGCAAUAUUGAGACCUGUUCAGAUCACUACCAGAAAGUAACACUUCCAUACACUCUCAAGGACAAUACACCACUGAGUGCAAUGUUCAAAGACCAUGGUUACUUCUCAGAAUAACAACUGUGAGUUUACAGCACUACUGGCUUCAUUUGUAUUUUUCUAUUUGGUUGUUCUGUGUGUAAGUGUGACGUUUUCCUAUGGGCAGAACCUUGCUGCUUAUGUGUGCAGAGGUGAUGUCAUGUUUUCAGAACCAGGAUUACCUGUGCACUGAAAAUAAAGUAUAAGAAAUAUGGAAA
Portunus trituberculatus (swimming crab) is the source of this 1380-nucleotide messenger RNA. It is a transcript of the gene Dcps, whose product is annotated as m7GpppX diphosphatase-like. The record is from RefSeq and is a predicted model, not a curated record. Gene Ontology annotation, cellular component: nucleus; P-body. NCBI's taxonomy places the organism in Eukaryota, Metazoa, Arthropoda, Malacostraca, Decapoda, Portunidae. Gene Ontology annotation, molecular function: hydrolase activity; RNA 7-methylguanosine cap binding. Gene Ontology annotation, biological process: deadenylation-dependent decapping of nuclear-transcribed mRNA. The coding region runs from base 191 to 1201 and encodes 336 amino acids. The transcript is spliced from 8 exons.